Tribolium madens (black flour beetle) is the source of this 830-nucleotide messenger RNA. RefSeq lists its product as uncharacterized. Bases 122 to 775 code for a protein of 217 amino acids. The transcript has 3 exons. Lineage: Eukaryota; Metazoa; Arthropoda; Insecta; Coleoptera; Tenebrionidae. The record is from RefSeq and is a predicted model, not a curated record.
UUUGUCAUUUUGUCCAACAAUCUAUUCUAUUUGUCAUUUCUAAAUUUUAUUGUGUUAUAGUUUUAUGGAAAAUACUCGUACAAGAUUUUUGUCAUUCGUGUAGUUGCAAUAUUCCACUAUAAUGGAUGCAAAUGAACGAGAAUAUGAUUUCCCCUUUAAUUACUUGUACAAAGCAUUGACUUUUUUGUUAACAAAAGUAAUCAAGAUAAACUCGAUAUUGGUAUUGUUGUCCAACAUUGUUUGGAUCGCAAUGGCUUUUUAUUGCUUAAAAAAAUACAACGAACGAUAUCGCAAUGAUUUAAUGCAGUUUGCCUAUGUUACUUUCGUCAUAAGUGCCAUGAACAGUGCCAUGAACAUUACAGAACUGUUUUUCGAAAACGUAAUGUCUUCAAUGAGAUCUCUCCUUGAGCUGCUUCUCUCAGCACUUGCAUUUCCUUGCUUAACAACAUCAGUUUGGCUCAAAAAUGACGUCGCCCAAAAAGAAGUGGCGUGGCUCCACACUGUCAUCGGCUUAAUACCUACUUAUAUUUUCUUAUUCCAACAUUACACAAGACAAGAUUUGAUCGACUUUACAGUCGUCUUGAAUAUGGUGUCCUUAAUUGGAGUCGGCUUUUUGUAUCAAGAUAUUUUUGCGAUGGCAGCUUCAGCACUAUUCUUUCUGUGUUAUUGCGUAUUUUUCUUCCGAAGUGAACUUGCCUACGAGCCAGGGUCAAAACAAAUUUUUAAUUACUGCAUGGCGGCAUUUACCUUCUGCGGUUAUAAAGCCGUUAUAUGAUUUUUGGAUGUUUUUAUGUUUGGCUAAAUUUAUAAACGGUGGUCAAAAAAUUAAA